Molecule: messenger RNA, 1211 nt
Organism: Poecilia latipinna (sailfin molly)
Lineage: Eukaryota; Metazoa; Chordata; Actinopteri; Cyprinodontiformes; Poeciliidae
Product: histone H3-like centromeric protein CSE4
Exons: 2
Coding region: 81-836 (251 amino acids)
Cellular component (GO): nucleosome
Molecular function (GO): DNA binding; structural constituent of chromatin; protein heterodimerization activity
Source: RefSeq, a predicted model, not a curated record
GCGAGGACUGAGCCGGAGGUCGGAGCUCUGUAGGCGGAGCUGAGCUCCAGGAGGAGCCGCUCACCAAUCAGGAGCCCCACAUGUCCAGCAGCGUCUCCUCCUCCCAGCUGCUCCCACACUUUAACAGCGGCGGCUCUCCGCUCCCUCCGACAUAUUUGUCCUGUGUUUCAGUAGAGAAAGCAGCAGACAUGGCGAGAACCAAGCAGACCGCCCGUAAAUCUACCGGAGGCAAAGCUCCCAGGAAGCAGCUGGCCACCAAGGCGGCCCGGAAGAGCGCCCCGGCUACCGGCGGCGUCAAGAAGCCUCACCGCUACAGGCCCGGUACCGUGGCUCUGCGGGAGAUCCGUCGCUACCAGAAGUCCACGGAGCUGCUGAUCCGCAAGCUGCCCUUCCAGCGCCUGGUCCGAGAGAUCGCUCAGGACUUCAAGACCGACCUGCGCUUCCAGAGCUCCGCCGUCAUGGCUCUGCAGGAGGCCAGCGAGGCCUACCUGGUGGGUCUGUUCGAGGACACCAACCUUGUCAUAAUGAGCGGACGAGGCAAAGGAGGAAAAGGCCUGGGCAAAGGAGGCGCCAAGCGCCACCGUAAAGUCCUCCGUGAUAACAUCCAGGGAAUCACCAAGCCGGCCAUCCGCCGUCUGGCUCGCCGCGGCGGAGUCAAGCGAAUCUCCGGCCUCAUCUACGAGGAGACCCGCGGUGUGUUGAAGGUGUUCCUGGAGAACGUGAUCCGUGACGCCGUUACGUACACCGAGCACGCCAAGAGGAAGACCGUCACCGCCAUGGAUGUGGUGUACGCUCUGAAGAGGCAGGGCCGCACUCUGUACGGCUUCGGAGGUUAAAUUCAGCCCGUUGAUCACAGCGAACCAAAGGCCCUUUUCAGGGCCAACAACUGCUGCUUAUGGGCCAAAGGGACUUGUUCAGAUGUGACUAAAGUCUUGCGCUAUUUUCAGUUUAAGUUGGAAUGAAGCCAACCAUGUUGGCUGAAAACUAGGCAGUUUUAUUUCAUAUAACGUCAGGUAUAAAAAGUAUAUAUUUAAAUAGUUAAUAUACAUACAGCACAAUUUGGCAGUGAAAAUCACCUCGUGUGGGGAGACCAGUUUUAAGUAGCGAUUUCUUUGAACAUUUGUUAAAAGAACAUUAUACUUUCUUGCCGAACCUCUUGGCAUGUUUUAGAUUUUCCCCUGGUUUCAGAUAAAGCCAGCCAAUAAAAAGCC